Molecule: messenger RNA, 3198 nt
Organism: Acanthopagrus latus (yellowfin seabream)
Lineage: Eukaryota; Metazoa; Chordata; Actinopteri; Spariformes; Sparidae
Gene: mcm10
Product: minichromosome maintenance 10 replication initiation factor
Exons: 18
Coding region: 294-3026 (910 amino acids)
Biological process (GO): DNA replication initiation; DNA replication
Cellular component (GO): replication fork protection complex; nucleus
Molecular function (GO): DNA replication origin binding; single-stranded DNA binding
Source: RefSeq, a predicted model, not a curated record
AGCCGGGUCCUCCGUUUAGCGCCAGAUUAGAUUUUCUCCCUCGCCCAGAGUUCUGAAAGCAGGUUGUAAAGCUUGCAGCACAGGCCUUAUGUGGCAUCUUUAAUCAGAUAUAUCUUAUGACUUUUAAAUAACUACAUGCCAAGCUAAUAACUGGAAAAUAAGCAAUACAUUUGAGAGGUUUGACGUGGUUGUGGAUGCCGCCAAAGUUACAUUAGAGCUAACAAAGGACACAAAGCGGUAUCAGUAGGAGACGAGGUAAUCAGAUCAAAUUCAAAGUCAUCAGCCUCUCCAAAAUGGACAGUGAGGAUGAUCUGGACAUUUUGACGGCGCUGCUGGCGGAGAACGAGGGCAUCGGAGAACAACAGGGCGGUCAGGAGGAGCAGGCAGACGACUUGGAGGGCCUGUUUGAUGACGACAAUGACGAAGGGGAGGAGUAUAAAGAUGGCAUCGAGGAGGACGCAGAGAAAGACGACUCGAUGUCGGAACUCUUUGGAGAUGUGGAUGACAUUGAACAUGAAGAGACAGACACUAAAGAGAAAGAAUCUGCAGGAGAAGUGUGUGAGAGCCUGGACAGGUCCAGGGAGGAUUUACAAGACGAACUCAGACGGAUGCAGGAGCAGAUGCGGCGGUUGCAACAGCAGCUGAAUGCAAGCCAGAAGGCUUCUGCCUCAUGUUCCGCUCCAGUUACAGCUGCAGGGAGAUCGGCUGCUCCCAAAACAUUGACCCCCAAACCAACACCUCCACGACAGCCCUCCAAACAGACCCCGGCAAAACCAGACGCUGCCAUUCAGAGGACCAAGACACAAGCAGCAGCAACAUCUUCAUCCACUCCAGUCAGAGAAGGAGGUGUGAAGCUCCAGGAGUCCUCUGACUUUUUUGAUCAGCUCAACAAUGCUGACUCCUUCAAGCGCAAACCCAGGGUAGCUCACCAUGCCAAACCCAGCACAUCCGCAGAAGACAGAGGGCCCCUGGUGGAGAUAAAGCUUGGCAGCUCUUUCCAGCCAGUAGAGAGCACCAGCAAGGUCACCAACUCUCUGAAAUCACCUCCAUCCUCCCAGAGCAGACCUGCACCAGCUGCAUCAGCAGGACAGCCCAAACCUUCCUCUCUUCCUCCUCUUCCUAAAGAUGUGGCUGUUGAGAGAUACUCAGGACUGCGGCUCAGAAAACCACUGGUUUCCUCCAGCGAGAUGGAUCGCAAGAUGGCCGACCGCCGUCUGAUCCGCUUGUCGCAGGUGCCUGAGCGUUUGACUCGGGAGAAGCUGGAGGACAGCGACUGGGUGACCUUUGCGGUGCUGGUCAGCAAGGCCACGCCACAGAGCAACGCAAGUGGCAAAACCUUCAGCAUCUGGAAACUGAACGACCUCCAUAACCUGGAAGUGUUUGUGUCUCUGCUGCUGUUCGGGGAAGUCCACAAAGAGCACUGGAAGACGGAGACGGGCAUGGUCAUCGGCCUCCUCAACCCCAACCCUAUGAAGCAGAAAGACGGAUAUGACGGGGUGAGCCUGACGGUGGAUCACCCACAGAAGGUGCUGCUGAUGGGUGAAGCUCAGGACUACAGCAAUUGCAAGGCCAUGAAGAAGAACGGAGACCCCUGCUCUCAGAUCGUUAACAUGUAUGACUGCCAGUUCUGCCAGUAUCACGUCAAGGCCCAGUAUAAGAAGAUGAGCUCGAAGAGGGCCGAGCUGCAGUCGUCGUAUUCUGGGAAAGCUCCCAACAAGGUGAAGGGGAAGGGCGGCAGCCUGAAAGAGCGCCUGUGUCAGGACAGCUUCCACUACGGCGGCGUGUCCUCAGCCGCCUGCGCUGCCUCACUAACGGCGUCCAAACCGAACAAACCCGCCCAGAAGACUCUGGACAAGCUGUUUGUGAAGGGCUCGUCCCAGCUCAUCGAUCAGGCCAAGAGGCUGGCUGUGCAGUCUGGGGAAGUUUCAGGUUGUUCAAAUGAAUUUAAGAGCCUGCUGUCGAUGCCAACACCUGGAGCUCUGCAGCUGAAGAAGCACCUGAUACAGGGCAGCAAAACAGUUUCUAAAGAUGCAGCUGGAGCUCCCCUUCAGUCCAUCUCAGCCUCAGACCUGCUGAAGCAACAGAAACAGAGGCAGCGAGAACUUCUGCAGAACCGUCUGCAGAGGGCAGGCGACACCCAGAAGAGGGUGCUGCAGAGCUCAGCAGGGCCCAGACCUGCGUCAUCAUCCUCACUGGGCCGGGUCGGUCUGACGUCCCCCAAAGCAGCGUCCGAGGUCCCAAAGAACACCCAGAGCCCUGCGGCCCCACACGCCCCCACCCUGGGCCGAGGUUUCUCCGAAGGGGACGACAUCCUCUUCUUCGAAAACAGUCCUCCGCCUGCACCCGCCCCCAGCGCUCUCAGCCUAUCAGCCACCAAGCUGUUGGCUCUGAAGAAGCUGAGAGCCAAAGGGAAGGGGCUUCAAAAGGAAGACCCCAACGCUGUGAAGAGGAAGAGGAGCAACAGCAGUGAGAUCAACAGCAGGGUGGAGAAGAAUCUCACCUCACCCAAGGGUGAAACAUCCAGUAAUGAGGAAGAGGAACCGGCCCAGAAGAAGAAGCGGGAUCAGCUCCUCUACGUCCAGUCGGAGGAGUUUCAAAAGAUCCUAAACGCCAAAUCCCGACACGGCGCUGCGCUGCAGGCGGCUGAGUACCAGCUGCAGGAGCGCUACUUCAAUGUCCUGGUGCAGAAGGAGCAGAUGGAGGAGAAGAUGAAGGGCAUCAGAGAGAUGAAGUGUCGUGCCGUUUCCUGUAAAAAGUGCGGCUACACCUACUUCAAGCCGGCAGAUCGUUGCGUGGAGGAGAAUCAUGACCUGCGCUGGCACGACGCUGUGAAGCGCUUCUUCAAAUGCCCCUGCGGACAGAGAGCCAUCGCUCUGGACAGGCUGCCCAACAAACACUGCAGUAACUGUGGGCUGUUUAAAUGGGAGCGUGACGGGAUGCUGAAGGAGAAAGCCGGACCAAAGAUCGGCGGAGAGCUCCUCCUGCCUCGAGGAGAGGAGCACGGCAAGUUCCUCAACAGCAAGUGACGGCACCAAGCUGGGUGUCGAGGGAAGUGCUGGAAGUACUGUGUAUUUAGAAUUGUUUUAAUUGUGUAUGAAUUAUGUUUUUAAAGUGUUCGUUUUGUUGAUUAUGGAUAUUUUCUGAUGUCUGUGAUGAUAACUGGAUGUGCUGAUUAAAGUAAUAUUUUGCAACAUUUCA